Molecule: messenger RNA, 1160 nt
Organism: Pangasianodon hypophthalmus (striped catfish)
Lineage: Eukaryota; Metazoa; Chordata; Actinopteri; Siluriformes; Pangasiidae
Product: C-C motif chemokine 3-like
Exons: 3
Coding region: 638-922 (94 amino acids)
Biological process (GO): monocyte chemotaxis; cellular response to interleukin-1; inflammatory response
Cellular component (GO): extracellular region
Molecular function (GO): CCR chemokine receptor binding; chemokine activity
Source: RefSeq, a predicted model, not a curated record
UCACAAAUGAUUAUUUAUUUGAAUUCCCAUGUGCAGUUUCAUGGCGUAAUGUGGUGAAAUGAACCUUCAUGUGGUUUACAGUCGCAUAACAUGUAGAAAUGCUUUUUUCAUACUUUUUUUUUAAAGAUUAAAAAGGGAAUAUUAUUUAGCACUUUGCAGUACAAUCACAGUCAGGGGAAUAUUGAAGUACAAGUUGUGUAAAUAAUUAGGCACAUUUAAUAAUAAUAAUACAUUUAGUAAUUAUUUAUUAUCUCAGUGUAUUGUACAUAUUGUGAUAUGAUGUGCUGUUUAACAUAAACUCUGACCCUACAGAUCUACUGUUUUACUCCAACCAAGCUGAACUUAUUCAUCUUUAUUUUAUUUUAUAUGAGUUUAAUGCAGUAAGAUGAUUUUGGUUACAAAGAGUUAAAUGCUGUUUUGAUCGUUCUUGCUUUAGAUGAAAACCACAGCAGGCUAUUCUGCGAAAUAGGUGUUUUUUCUCUCUUAGACAGGGAACUAUUCAUGACCUACAAACACCCAAACCACACUCUCCCCCUCCUCUUUUCAGCUUACAUAAAGUCUAGAGUGAGGUGAUAUCUGGAUUAAUACCGUUCUGUUCACAUCGUGACCCUUAUCAUCAUCAUCAUCAUCAGCAACCAUGUUCUCUCAUUCUCUCCUGCUGGUUCUGCUGGUUCUCACCUGCAUUCAGUCCUUCACAACAGCCCAGAAUACAAAUGGACCAACUCAAUGCUGUUUCAGAUACCAGAGUAGUCAAAUCCCUGUAAAAGUCAUUAUAGGGUAUGAAGAAACAGACCAUCAGUGUACAAAACCUGGAGUCAUCUUUAUCCUAAAGAGCGGCCGUGGGGUGUGUGCAGACCCCGAAGUCAAGUGGGUGCAGAAACACAUGAAAACAAUUGACCAGCGCCUGAUUUUACAAGACUGAUCCAACCUCAACCAAGUUUAAAUCCUCUCUACAUUAAUAAGAAAUUUUUUUUUUUUUUUUUUACAAAAUGCAUUUUUAUGUAUUUAUACAGGAGGAAUAGAGCUUAUUUUUAUUAUAAAUCAUAUUUAAACCAACUUUUGUUUGAACUAUUCUAGCCUUGUUUAUCUGAAUUAAUCUAUAGGCUGUGUGGAUGAAUGUAUUAUAUUUUUAUACGUAUUAAAGGACAUUUUAAAUUGCA